AAGACAUCAUGUGCACAUUUUUAAGGACCCUCUCUCUGAAAACCCCUCGAACUGGGAAAUUUUUUACGGUCUGUUCCCUCGCGACGCGCCGGUCGGUCAUUGCUGAAGGCCAACCUUUCAAAUAAACAUGUAGACCGGUAAAGAAGCAAGUGUCCUGCUAGUUAACUUCAUUUGAAUGCCCACAGAGUCGCCGGAGAUCAGAAUGGCGAAGCGCAAGGUGUUUGGAUCUGAUUCUUAAAACUACUUUUACUUCUUCACAGAAGCAGAAGUUGGAGUGUUUGGGUGAAAGAUUUGAAGUGGUUUACUUGAAUCAAUCCAGUAGUUACUCAGUAUCUGGAGUCCUUCCUUAUCUGUUCUACACUUCUACUGCAUUUUAGAUUCUUAUGGUAGACAACGUACUCCAAGGUCCUGGACUGAUAAAAUUCCGAGAGGAAAAAACCAAGGAAGCCUAAGAUGACAUGCCUGAUAUACCUUCUUCACGUGCGCCUAAAAUAUGGUAAUUCUUUCUUGUGCAGAUAUACAUAAAUAGAUAUUUGAUCUUAUUUUGAGGUAUACUGGAAUUUUAUUCACCCAGGACCUCAAAGAUAAAGUGUGUCGCUAUAGGGUCUGAAUGAAUGAAAACUAUCAAUCAAAAACCUAAAAUAUCAUAGAUUUUGUUUUAUUUAUUUAUUCAUUAAUUUCAUCAUUAAUUUUUGAUGUUUUUUCUUCACAAAAGUUUAUUACUUUAAUAAAAUUAAAUAAUAUUUAAAUUAUUUAAAAUAACAAAUAUUGAAUUUCAUGACAUUUAAGGUCUUAAAUUGAUAUUUUUCAAUCAUUCGGGCCCUAUAUCAAUACACUUUAUCUUUCGGGUCCCUUAUUGACAUUGAAUCUGUCUUUCAUGUCUUGGAUUGAUAAAAUUCCAUAAUAAUAAUGUCAAAUAGUCCGUUUGGUGGCCUCUAUUUCCAUAAUAAUAAUGUCAAAUAGAAGACAAUUUGUUGGCGUUCAAAUGAACUUAACUGGGGCAUUCAAAUGAACACCGCCAUUUGCGUACUGGGGCAAGAAAGGGCCGGAUGUCAUUCCAAAAUUUUAACCCUGUUAUUGAUAUGAGUUUAAGGUUUGAAUGACUUGAAAUAUUUUGACAAGUUUCUCUAAGUUGACUCUUCUGGCUUUCUGUCUGCUUACAUGCAAUAUUUUUUAUAGAAAUUUGUUGGCAUUCAUUUGCGUACUGGGGCAAGAAAGGGCCGGAUGCCAUUCCAAAAUUUUAACCCUGUUAUUGAUAUGAGUUUAAGGUUUGAAUGACUUGAAAUAUUUUGACAAGUUUCUCUAAGUUGACUCUUCUGGCUUUCUGUCUGCUUACAUGCAAUAUUUUUUAUAGAAAUUCAAUGAAGCUCUAAAGCCCAAUCUUUGAUUUUGAUCACUUUUAGUACAAACUGUUGUGUUUUCGCUCAUAUAUGGUCCUUCAAUGUUUCCGGUGGUUAAAAUCACCGUAAAAGGACCAUAAAUGCUUAAGAAACAUUAGUCAAGUAUCAAAAGUGAACAAAAUGAAAGACGUGGAUUAAACAUGAAAUUGACAUAAACCCCAUAGUACCAACAACAACAACAACAUCCAAGCCUUAGACGCAAAAGAUUUUGGGGUCGACUAACAUGGAUCGAUACGUUUUGAUAUCAACACCAAAAGGAAAAGAAAGAAAAGAAAGAAAAAAAGAUAAACUAUGAUAAAAAAAUAAUAUAAAAAGAGAUGGAUAUACAUAAAAAAGAUAGAAUAAAGGGAUAAAAAGAAUAUUUAAAUAUAUAAAGAUAAAAGGAUAAAAAAAACAAGAAAAGGAAGAUGAAGGGGAAAAGAUGAUAAGAGAUCCCUCCACCACACGAUUGCCCGCCCUCUACUUUGCUCUCUCCAAAGCCAUACCCUCACCCAAGGUUGUCAAAGUCGUGCGCCUGAGCGCUUAAGCAUAUCACUUUUGGCCUCACCCAACCCAAGAAGAAGCAUAUCACUUUUGUUCUGUGUCUCUUCUCCACACAUCUCAACUCGUUUGAUAAGAAAAGAAGGGAUGAUCAACUUGAUGUAGGGGAAUGGGUAUAUUUGAAGAUUCAGCCCUAUAAACUUAAGGACAUUAGCCAGGAGUCAUCAGAAGUUGAGUCCCAGGUUUUAUGGGCCAUUUGAGGUGAGUCAUUUUCAUUUCAUUUUCAUUUACCCCAGUGCCGCAAAGGCUCCCACCUGCGGUGGGGUAAGGGGGGGUCGGAUGUACGCAGUCUUACCCCUGUACUAAAGCACAGAGAGACUGUUUCCGUAUGACCCAUAGUGAAAAUCGCGUCCAAGAUUGCAUGGACCGACUGUUGCUCCAUAACAAAGAAGCGCAGACAGUUUAGUGAGCCGUUUUGCUUUAUUCCAUCAUAAUCUCAAGCCAAAAAAUAAUGAAUCUUUGGCUCCAUUGCAAAUGAGGUGAGUGCGAAGAUAAAUCCUGCAGCCUAUAACUUGAAGUUACCAGAAGGCUGUAAGGUGCAUCUAGUGUGCCAUUUAUCCCUCUUGAAGAAAACAAUAUUUCCCACUACCCCAGUGCAACCUAAACCCAAGUGCAUUUCAGAAGAAUGGGAACUGCAAGUUACUCCAGAAAAGAUAAUGGAUAGCAGAGUCAACACAAUUGGGGGACUGAAAUUUUGAUGCACUGGAAGAAUAUGCUAGAUUUUGAAGACUCUUGGGAAGAGCUCCAGCAAUUUCAAGGGCAAUUCCCUGACUUCCACCUUGAGGACAAGGUGGCACCAUGAGGACAAGGUGGUAGUUCCAAGGGGUGAUGAUCGAGACAGUGGGAGGCAGUCAACUAAUAAUCGUAAUAAUAUUAGUUACUAUAGCAAAGUGUACUCUAGGAGAGGGAAGGAGAAUAUUAAAUAGCUGCUGUGAUGUAAAGGGAUCGGGAGGGGAUAUUAUAAAUAAGCAGCUAUAGUGUAAAAAGAGUAGGCUGAUAUUCUGUUAUUGGGCUGGGACUGGAGAGUUGACACUCUUUAACUACCCGAGACGUUCUCUUUUCUAUUAAUCAUUUUUCCCUAUUGAGACAAUUUGAUAGGGCCUUGGGCUGUAGAGAAUAAUAAUAAUAGUAAUAGAUUGAUAUUAAAUAAGUGUGGUAUUGUGUAAAUAAGGAUUCUGGGUCAUCUCAUAGAAUAUGGGCUAGCCUGUUAGGAUAUAAUUACUAUAAGAGUGGGAAGGAAGGAAGAAGGGAGUUAGGUAGAAAUUGGAAUUAGGCUUGGGACUUGGGAGAGGGGACUGCUCGAAGUGUCUUGUUCUGAUUUCUUCUCUUUCUUUCUGUUCUUGCCUGUUCAGUUGUAAUCGACCAGACUUUCAUCUUCAAUAAAUCGUAAAUUUCUGCUGCUUUUGUUGAGGUAUCUAACAUUGGUAUCAGAGCAGUUGUCCCUGGGAAGCUUCAAUCUAAGUCACGCAAUAAAAAAUGGAGCAGCGCAGGGAACAUCAAAGGUCAGAACAGAAAGUGGCUGCCUCUGCCUUGCGCGUGAACACUGAGAAGCGUGUGUCUACCCAAGGCGGAAAGGAACUACGCAGGAAGCAUGGAAGAUCCGAUCAGGAUGCUUCGCGCGGAAAAAGGGAGAAGGUAGCGGAAAUGGUUGAGCGCGGAAAAGUGGAGAAGCUGGCGGAAAAGGUUGAAAGUGAUUGGGCGAAGGAGAUGCGCCACAUGUUUGGCAAAAUUCGUCACAGACUCAAGCGACACAGAGACAGAGCGAGGAGUCCUCCUAGACACCGUUGGAAUUCGUCACUAAGUGCGCAGACGGUGUCGCAGGAAGAAGCUUCUAGAUCGCAAUCGACAACUUUGCCAUCUCGAACUGUUUCUCCCAGUUCGAAGUCGCAAACGGCUUCUCCUUGUUCGCAGGUCUUUUCAUCCCCAGCGCUAGCAGAUUCUGUCCGCUCUCAGGUUUCCUCGUUCGCAGAUUCAUCCACUAUCAGCUCGCGUCAAAUUGUGACGAUAUCAGGAGGAGACUCCAAAUCCCUGAGAUAUCCCUCUACGAACCCUAGUACGACUCUAGACAGAGGAGACACCAUCAGUUUACCGUUGCUAUCCGUGUCGCAAGAGUCGGGCAAUCCACAGAAAACGCUCUUUGAAGGUAAGUUCAUCUACGGUGAUGGGGGACGAGAAAAAAAAUCCUCUGUGGUGACUCAAUCCUUUGUUGAAGCCUGCAGGGGAAUAUGAAUUUGCCGUUAAUAAAAAUGUUGUUUCGAAUAUUUGGGAAAGUUCUCCAGGGACUAUCAGCAUAAAGGAAACUGAGGAAAUAGAAGAGGAGAAUGAUGGAAGAGGAAGUAAAGGAUCUGAUCAAAAACCUUUCCACAAGGUUGAGAUGGGGCAACAGCCAAACACCAAGGUUUCUGGAAUGUAAAGUAUGAGGCUGUGUGGAGUUGAUGUCAAUCAUAGCUCAAAGGAGAAAGUGGGAAAAAGGAUUUAAGUUUUAUUUAGCUCAAUGUUCCUUGAACAAAAUGGCGCCAAAGAUUCAUUAUUUUUGGCUUGAGAUUAUGAUGGAAUAAAGCAAAAUGGCUCACUAAACUGUCUGCGCUUC
This is a messenger RNA of Cuscuta europaea, 4530 nucleotides long. The record is from the annotation of a GenBank genome assembly. NCBI's taxonomy places the organism in Eukaryota, Viridiplantae, Streptophyta, Magnoliopsida, Solanales, Convolvulaceae.